Messenger RNA from Acipenser ruthenus (sterlet), 2338 nucleotides. It is a transcript of the gene tbc1d19, whose product is annotated as TBC1 domain family, member 19. Bases 125 to 1723 code for a protein of 532 amino acids. The transcript has 21 exons. NCBI's taxonomy places the organism in Eukaryota, Metazoa, Chordata, Actinopteri, Acipenseriformes, Acipenseridae. The record is from RefSeq and is a predicted model, not a curated record.
UGUUUCCAGACGUGUUUUAGACGGUGGGACGCAGUUGCUUAGUUACCGCUGCAGGUGCUGUGUCUGGAAUGUAUAGGUAAAAUAAAAUGGUGCUACUAUAGUAAUAUAAAAUCACGUAUCGCAAAUGAUGGACGAAGGAACGGAACUCUCAGUGACGAUUGCUCAAAUCGUCCAGAAACUGAAAGGGUCUAAUUUACACUCUCAGCUGGAGCGACAAGCCAAAGAAUGUCUGCAAAGACCAGAAAUUCAACUUGAAGAUCUUAAAGAAGAUGUAAAGGAAUUCUUAAAGAAAUCAGGUAAAAAGCAUUUGAAAUGUUGGGAAACAAAGCUACAGAAUGCAGUUUACCGUGAGCUGAAUGUGCUUCCUCCCCCCAGUCACCCAGAAGCACCUGCUGAGCACAUUAAGGAACCAUUGGCAUACAUGAGAAAGGCACAGGGCAGCUGGGAAAAGCGUAUCCUCAAAAGUCUGAACAGCAUGUGCACUGAAUUAAGUAUCCCACUGGCACGAAAGAGACCUGGAAAUGAACAAAAAGAGCUGCUAAGCAAGUGGAAUGAAAUGGGAACUGAUGAACCAGAUUUAAGCCACUUCAGACCUGUUUAUGCCCCUAAAGAUUUUCUAGAGGUACUGAUUAAUCUUCGAAACCCCAACUAUGACAGUAGUGACCAACCUAGCUCUAAGAGUCACUGGGGGCUAAUCCAGGUUCCACUGAAAGUCAAAGACAUUCCAGAGCUAAGGGAAUCUUUUGCAGAAUUGGGUCUGAAUAGUGGACAGCUAGGUAUUGAUGAUACCACCCAAGUUCCAGCAGACAUGUUUGAAAGUGAACAUGCUGGUAUUGGAAGAAAAGUUCUCAUAGAACAGGACAGCGCUGCUGCUGAGCAGUAUAUACGACAGGGCUGUCCGAAUGAAUUGCGUGCAGAAUUGUGGGCACUAAUUCUGAAUGCCACCAAUGAACCCGAGGAUAUAUUGUACUAUGAACAAUUGAAAUCUGGUGUCCUCCAUCAUGACCUGUUAGUUGACAACCUGAUCUACAAGGAUGUAAAACUGACUGCCAGUAAUGAUGAUUACUAUUUUGUGUUUGAAGAUUACUUGUACCAGGUAUUGCUUUGUUUUUCCCGAGACACAGUGGUAUUGGAGCAUUUUAAUUACAACAGUGCUACUCCGCCAAAGUCUUACAUUCAAGGCAAACUGGGAUUAGAAGACUAUGCGGUUGUUUAUCCACCCAAUGGUGUUAUCCCAUUUCAUGGAUUUUCUAUGUAUGUGGCUCCUCUCUGUUUUCUUUAUAAUGAGCCUUCCAAACUUUACACUGUGUUCCGUGAGAUGUAUGUGCGCUAUUUCUUCAGGCUCCAUUCCAUCUCAUCAUUUUCUUCGGGUAUUGUAUCCUUAUGCUUGCAAUUUGAAUCCCUGCUCCAAACCCACCUCCCCCAGCUCUUCUAUCACCUGCGUGAAAUUGGCGCACAACCGUUACGUAUUGCAUUUAAGUGGAUGGUGCGAGCUUUUUCUGGUUAUCUUGCCACUGACCAGCUUCUACUCCUGUGGGAUAGAGUCCUUGGAUAUAACUCACUUGAAAUUCUUGCUGUACUGGCAGCUGCUGUGUUUGCUUUCCGAGCACAGAAUCUGAUGGAGGUGACAUCACUGGCUGCAGCUGAAGCCGUCCUUGCAGACCUUUCAACUCUAAAGGUUAUGCCUCUACUUCAGAUCUUCCUGUUUGCCACUAUCAUGUGAAGAGGUGAAGACACUGAUGCCAUAAAACCUUUGAUUCAGUUGUGCAAAUGAUCAUGAAGAGUUGCAUGAAAUACAGAAACAUGUGCAUGUAAUACCACAGUAUACAGCUUCAUGCACUGUCUUGUGUUUAUACUGUAUACUGUUUCAAACUGCAACUUUGCACAAGAAUAGCAUGAUGCUAAUAUGCCAUAUUUCUAGCAUGUAGCCAAUACAAAAAUAAAUAUUAUUAGUCUUAAUUAAUUUGUUAGUGUAUGAGAUCCUCAAUGUGAAAUGCAUGAACGGGUACGUACUGUGUGUGGUAUAAUGUUUACAAUGCUUAGCAAAUGAGUUUAUCUUUUCAUGCACUGGCCAUAAGUUUCUACAAAAAUAAAAAAAAAUAUCAUAUUGUAAUUGUAAAAUGUAAUUUAGUCUGUACAGCAAUGAAGCCAUGCUGUUAACAAACUUUGCACUUGAAGUCUUCGCAUAACAACAGUAACCAGUAUUCUAAAAUUUUUAGAGAAAACAGACAUAAAUGCAUCAUUGUGAUUAUUCAUAUGCUGAUUGUUUACAUUGUAAAUGUAUGUGUUCCUUCAAGCAGCCAUUACAGGUGCUGGAAUAAAGUUGAUUUCCAGUGUU